AUGCUUUUAUGACCUGAAGAUUCUUGCAAAAACUUUUGGAGAGUGGAAGGAGUGUUGGAUUGUUUGCAGAGAAAGGAAGCUCAGCCUCAGAGCAGACAGUCAUGACAGGCAUUUACUGCACAAGUUGGUAUUCAGGGCUUGGAGAGCCUAUGUAUGCCAGCAGCAAGAAAAGAGGAACAAAUACUGUGUUGCAGAGUCUCAUGCAAAGAAGAAAAAGCUGCUCAAGACCUGGCAGUGCUGGCUGGUUUAUGUUGAUGUUCAAAGGACAAAACGUGAGAUGCAGACUGUGGCACUGGCAUUCAGGGAAAGAAUCUGUUUGUGCAUUUCAUGGGCAAUAUGGAGAAGACAACACUACCAGAACUGCAUUGGACGUAAAAUGAAUAUUGUGGCUCUGCAGCAUUGGGCCCAGAGCCUGCAGUUUCGAGCUUGGCUGCAGUGGCGAGAGCUGUAUUUGUACAGCCAGAAGGAGACCAGGGCAGUAACUCACCAUCAGCACUGGGAAUUGAAGAGGUGCAUGGAAGCAUGGCUGGGAUACUUAAAGCUCCACAAAGUAAAGAAACUUCAGAAUGAGCUGGCCCAAGGGUAUCACCAAAGCAGGAUGCUCCGGCGGUGUUUCUCUGACUGGCGCCUGGCGUGGGAAUGCAGGAGAAGAAUGCAGGCUCACCAAAGGGGCAUGGGAAAACUAGCAGCAAGGAUUGCCUUAUGGAGAGUCUUUGCACAGUGGAAGCACUAUGUCCUGUGUGCGGAGGAGACUCAGCACUGUGAGUUGGCUGAAGAGCACUACAGGCAUCACCUGUUGAAACUUGGGUUUAAGGGUCUUUGGCAGAAUGUCAUGAACACUCGUCUUCAGCAGCUGAGAAAAAAUCUGUCACACCAACAGCAUCAAGUUACAGUGCUGCAGAAGUUCUGGAACCGUUGGAAGUCCCGUUUGGAAGAGAAGGAGGAAGAAGAGCAGCAGGUCUUAACAUCAGUGGCUCAUGCCCGUUAUAGGAGGGUGUUGAUGCGACAGAUGUUUGACACAUGGCUGCUGAAGGCCUGCAAGCUGCAGGAAUACAGAAUGGAAGAGAAGAGGGCUGUGCUUCAUUUUGAAAGGCAACUGUUGCAUUGUUUCUGGUGCUCCUGGCGCAGAAGAACAGCUGCCUGUUUGGAGGAGCAAGAGGCCUUGGUUCAUGCAGGAGAUCACUACAGUAACCUACUGCUGCUAAAGGCCUUCUGUCUGUGGAAACAAAGUGCUCAGGAGAGAAAAACGGAGAGGCUCAAGGAGACACAAGCCUCAAGAUUUCACUGUUCAAAGUGUCUGCAGCAGACUUGGAACAAGUGGAGGGAGUACGUGGAACAUCAGCGUGAGAAAUGGAGGAAGUUGGUGCAAGCAGAUCUGCACUAUCAGCACACGUUGCUGGGCAAGACCUUGGCAGCCUGGAAGAGUUACCAGCAAAAUGUAGAGUGCAUUCUGUCCCAAGUGGCUGAAAAGGAGAAGCAGCACAGCAGAGUGUUGCUGCGGCAGUUUCUACGUACCUGGAGAGAAAAUGCCCUUGCUCUUGUACAUGAAGCUGAGGCCACUACUCAGGCAGAUGAGCACUACAGGAGAGCAGUCCUAUCAAAGGUGUUGCUCCAGUGGAGACACACUGCCUGGCUGCGAGUGUGUCACCGCCAGCAGAAGGUGACAGCUCUUACGGAGGCCAGAAAACAUUUGGAUAUUGUGCGUUUAGAGACUCUGUUUCUUCACUGGAAAGAGUUAACUAGAGAGUCUCUGAUGCUGAGGGCUCAGCACCACAGGGCAGUACAGCACCACCAGCAGCAUCUGCUCCGGAAGUACCUGGUGAAAUGGAAAAAGUAUCAUCAGCAGUGCCUCAGGAAAAUGCUGCUGCAGGGGCUGGGGGAUCACCUAAUGACUCGUAGACUUUGCUCUGCUUCCUUCUCCUGCUGGAAGACACGGCUGUUGGAGCAGCAAUGGGAAAAGAGGAAGACAGUGCAAGCAUUGUGGCACUGGUCCCUUACAGUGCAGAGAAAGGUAUUUGAUGCUUGGCUCAGAUUUGCUAAGGAGCAACAGGAAGAGAAAGAUGGUGUUGAAAAAUUCACAGGCGUUGACCACAUGACUUCUCUGAGAGAAGGUGUAACCUGGGCCUUAAGAAACACCACUGGCAUCAAACAGUUGCAGGAACAGCUCCAAGCCCAGCACCAGCUGAAAGCAGCCUACAACCUUCACCAGUCAGUGUAUUGUUGUGCUAUGUUGUGGAAACAGAAGGCUCUUUCCAAGAAAUUAAAUAACCCUUGUUCUUUUCUGCCAUCUCUGAAGAUGCAAAUGGAAAAAGGCAGCCCUGAGACAAGAGGACAUUCAUCAGAGGAAGAGUCAUGGCCUUCAAAAUGCAGACAUCUACCAUUUCACUCUGCUGAUGUGGGCUCAGUUCUCAGUGAUCUAAAUGCUAUUCAACAAGCAAGGUUACCACCACAGAGGCCUGACUUCCUUCUGGAAUCUCUAGAAAGCAAGGAACUGCUGGGACCUCCUUUUACUAGGUCAGAGGUGCCUUUUCAGCAAACACCUGGGAACAAACGUUCUGCACAGAUUGGGAGCUUAAUGCUGACACCUCACACGGAAGAAAGUACCUGUACACGUCUAUCUCAGCUGGGCAAUGCCACUCACUGCCAACCACCCCUGACACCUGCUGCUCUCCCCUCUGUACCACUGUGGACACACAGUGUGCCCUGUGCUGGGCCGAGGCCUGAGCUGAUGUCUCCUGCAUCUUUCAUGCCCCGAGUGAAAGCAGGAUCAGGAAUGAGAGAAGGUCAUCCUGGGAAUGCUCAGAAGGAAGCCCAUUCCCAAGAUCCUCAACAGAACUCUGUGGAGAAAAAGUUGCAACCAAAUUUGCAGCCACAUUUGCUGUCACCUGAAGACUUCAUGGGAAAACGGAGUCAGCAAACUGCAGCAGAAGGGAAAGGAAGGGAGCACAUUUCCAGAGAAGAAACGAUGUUGCAGGGAGAGCUGGAAGUUGAACUCCGACAAAUCCAACUGCAGAUGCAGUACUACUACAGCAGGAAGCAGGAACUCAGGUCCUGUCAGCAGCAGGCACAUAUCCUACAGCAGUGGCUGGAAAUGAGCAUGAAAUCAGGAGACCAAGACAGAGUGCAAGGAAUUCAGGAAGAACUGGGUCAGCUGCAGGUGAGGAUCAACACUCUGACCAAAGCACAGCUCACAGAGAGGCAGCAUGUGCAGGCCCUGCUUGCUCGCCUGAGUGAUAUCCGGAGUGCCCUGGAUCCAUAA
Acanthisitta chloris (rifleman) is the source of this 3259-nucleotide messenger RNA. RefSeq names its product Sfi1 homolog, spindle assembly associated (yeast) (gene SFI1). The transcript is spliced from 27 exons. Lineage: Eukaryota; Metazoa; Chordata; Aves; Passeriformes; Acanthisittidae. Gene Ontology annotation, molecular function: phosphatase binding. The annotation marks the transcript as partial. The record is from RefSeq and is a predicted model, not a curated record.